This is a messenger RNA of Exserohilum turcica Et28A, 396 nucleotides long. RefSeq lists its product as uncharacterized. NCBI's taxonomy places the organism in Eukaryota, Fungi, Ascomycota, Dothideomycetes, Pleosporales, Pleosporaceae. The record is from RefSeq and is a predicted model, not a curated record. The transcript has 2 exons. The coding region runs from base 1 to 396 and encodes 131 amino acids.
AUGAAAAUCUCCGUUUAUGCCGUAUCUUUUGUGGUUGGGCUUACUGUGGCUGCCCCCAUAGCUGUGCCGGCUGCCGUAGACGGGCGUUCUCCCGGCGUUCUAGUAGCUACUCCGGAAGGACAAGGCGGAGGAGUGAAUGAGCGCGGAGUGUUAGUAGCUACCCAGCAAUUGAAGUCGGAUGGACAAGACGGAGGGCUGAAGGAGCGUGGCCUUCAAGCAGUUACCCCGGACGGACAAGGCGGAGGGCUGAAGGAGCGCGGCGUAUUAGUAGCUACCCCGGAAGGACAGGGCGGAGGAGUGAAUGAGCGUGGCGUGUUAGUAGCUACCCAGCAAUCGAAGCCGGGCGAACAAGGCGAUGAGGUGAAGGAGCGCGGCCUUGAAGUAGCUACUUCGUAA